GUAUGCUCAAAAUCAGGGUUUAACGUUCUCUCGCGUGCAUCGUGGCCUCUGUUUUCGCUGUUUCUCCUCUUGCUUCUUCUCUGGUUGUUGAACAUUUUGGGUUUUAAACAUUGCCUUCUGCUGCCCAUAUUCUUAUCAGUUCUAAACAAAAAUGGAAAACUCAGAUACAUCUCUAACAAGUUCAUCCCUGCCACCACCUCCACCGCCACCAGCACUAGUUGUUACGGAAGAGCCAGAGCCUAAGAAGCAGAAGAUGUCCACCAGUACUUCUGAUGAUGAAGAAUGCACAACUGCCACAGGCACCAAGAAAAGGUACAAGCGUCGUAAGAUUGCCAUAUUCUUUGCUUAUUGUGGCGUUGGCUAUCAGGGUAUGCAGAAAAACCCCGGGGCCAAGACCAUUGAAGGUGACAUGGAAGAAGCCUUGUAUGUGUCUGGAGCUGUCCCUGAACAGGAUCGUGGAAUUGCUAAACGGUAUGACUGGGCUCGCUCAGCUAGAACAGAUAAGGGAGUCAGUGCUGUUGGUCAGGUUGUUUCAGGCAGGUUCUAUAUUGAUCCCCCUGGUCUUGUUGAUCGCCUUAAUUCAAAUCUUCCGGAUCAGAUACGGAUCUUUGGUUACAAGCGUGUAACAGCAUCUUUUAAUGCCAAGAAGUUCUGUGACCGCAGGAGGUAUGUCUAUCUCAUUCCUGUGUUUGCUCUUGAUCCAUCUUGUCAUCGGGAUAGAGAGACCGUCCUAGCUAGUUUGGGAACCGGAAAUGAGCUUGUUAAAUGUUUGGAGUGUUCUGAGAGAGGUCGUAAGGUGGUAGGGCUUGUUGGUAAUGCAAAGCACAAUCUAACACAAGAAGCUAUGGAUGUGGAUUCAUUCAGAAAAGACGAUAAGGUUAAUGCUGGACUGACAGAGGAUAUUGAUGUAUCUUUGAGCAAAGGUGAAGGUAAAUGUUUAAAUGAAGAAUCUGGUCAUGAGGAUAAGGUUGUAGUUGACAAUUUGAACUCUAAAACUGAGGAAUCCAGUAAUGAGGUUAAGGUUUUAGUUGACAAUGUGAACUCGAAAACCGAUCUUGAAACUAUGGUUCCUGUUCAAGAUGAGGAUACCCCUGUGAAUGGUGGAUCAGUGAACACGGCCAUAGUCGAGGAAGAGGAAGUUAAUGGAGAGGAUAGGCCUACCAAAGGAAGCGGAUUCAGUUACGGUUUGGAGGAGAAAGAGAGAUUUAAUAGGAUCUUGAAGUACUAUGUAGGUACUCACAACUUCCACAACUUCACCACUAGAACAAAAGCUGAGGACCCUGCUGCUCGACGCUUCAUUAUUUCAUUUGAGGCAAAGACUACUGUUGUUGUUGAGGGCAUGGAAUUUGUAAAGUGUGAGAUUGUUGGACAGAGCUUCAUGCUUCAUCAAAUACGGAAGAUGGUUGGGCUUGCAGUGGCAAUCAUGAGAAACUGUGCACCAGAAUCUCUUAUCAACAAAGCUUUGCAGAAGGAUGUUAACAUUAAUGUGCCUACUGCCCCUGAGGUAGGACUAUAUUUGGAUGAGUGCUUCUUUGCUUCAUACAACCAGAAAUGGAAAGAUAGCCAUGAGGAAUUGUCAAUGAAGGCAUACGAGAAAGAAGCUGAGGAUUUCAAAAUGAAGUACAUAUAUUCUCAUAUUGCUUCUACGGAACAGAAGGAUGGAACUGUGGCUCUCUGGUUGCAUUCAUUGAACCAUAGAAAUUAUCCUGAUCUGCGUCUUGUUGAUGAGGAAGCGAUCACUGAUAAUGGGAAGACAGAAAUAAAGGUUGAGGACAAGAGAACUGAGAAAACCGAAAUAGGUGAUGAGCGAGCUAAUAAAAUUGAAACAGAAGUUGCUGACACGAGAGCUGAAAUAGAAGUAGAUGAUGACAAGAGAACUAAAAUAGAAGUUGAUAACAAGCAAGCUGAAACAGAAGUUGCGACUGAGUGAACCGAAUAACCAGACCUUUAAUAUAACUCUACUUUCAUAGUGUUCCUGAUGAAAACUAGAGCUAAUGCAAUGAAGAUUAAUAGGAUUAAGAAAAAGCUUCAUUUUGAUAAGUUUUUUUGUGUUGAUCCCCGGGGAUUGUCCAGAGGGCUAUGUUUAUUAUGGAAAUUUAAUAUAAAUAUGAAUGUUUAUUCGUGGUGUGAUAACUUUAUUAAAUCUGACAUUGACUUAGGAAAUGAAAAAUGCUGGAAAGGGUGUUUUGUUUA
Arachis stenosperma is the source of this 2193-nucleotide messenger RNA. RefSeq lists its product as uncharacterized. Gene Ontology annotation, cellular component: nucleus. The record is from RefSeq and is a predicted model, not a curated record. The coding region runs from base 152 to 1930 and encodes 592 amino acids. NCBI's taxonomy places the organism in Eukaryota, Viridiplantae, Streptophyta, Magnoliopsida, Fabales, Fabaceae. The transcript is spliced from 3 exons. Gene Ontology annotation, biological process: tRNA pseudouridine synthesis; mRNA pseudouridine synthesis. Gene Ontology annotation, molecular function: RNA binding; pseudouridine synthase activity.